AUGAGAGCCAUGACCCUCAUCUUACUCUCCACAAAGGUAGAAAUUGCAAUUUCCUUUGAAGACCUGGUGGACAAGAUCGUAUUUGUCCAAAUCAAACAAAGGCCAAUAAACUCUUUGCUAGUGAAGUAUAGAGCUGGGGUUCCAAACUUUCUCCUAAACAUGGUAGAGGGAGCAAUCCAGAUAUUUGCUGAUUUUAAUACCCUGUACUGGCCAUCAGGGAUAUGGACUAGUGACUGUUGGCUCUUAGCAGCCAUUGCAUCUCUUACACUUAAUGAAAAGACUUUGGCCAGAGUUGUGCCCCAUGAUCAAAAUUUUGGCCCUGGUUAUGCUGGGAUAUUUCAUUUUCAGAUCUGGCAGCAUGGCGAGUGGUUGGAUGUGGUCAUUGACGACAGGCUCCCGACCUUCAGAGAUCGUUUGGUUUUUCUUCACUCUGCUGAUCACAAUGAAUUUUGGGGUGCAUUGCUGGAAAAGGCAUAUGCCAAACUGAGUGGAAGCUAUGAAGCCCUGAAGGGUGGAAGCACAAUUGAAGCUAUGGAAGACUUCACUGGAGGAAUAGCAGAGACUUUUAUAAAUAAAACAGCCCCAGAAAAUUUAUAUGAGAUCCUAGAGAAGGCCGUGAAGAGAAGCUCUCUGGUGGGCUGCUUCAUAGAAGUCAAAGACGCUUCAGAGACAGAAGCAAAAACACCUUUUGGCCUCAUUAAGGGUCAUGCAUACACUUUGACUGGAAUUAACCAGGUGAAUUACCAAGGCCAAAAGGUUGAGCUCGUCAGAGUCCGGAAUCCUUGGGGCCAGGUAGAAUGGAAUGGUCCUUGGAGUGACAAUUCUCCUGAGUGGAAUUUUGUGGACCCAUCUGAGCAAAAACGUCUCUGCCAUUCUGCUCUUGAUGAUGGAGAAUUCUGGAUGACUUUCAAGGAUUUCAAAGUCCACUUUGACAAAGUAGAGAUCUGCAACCUCACACCUGAUGCCCUGGAGGAAGACACCCUUCACAAAUGGGAAGUAACAGUUUAUCAAGGGAGUUGGGUCCGAGGAUCCACUGCAGGAGGAUGCCGUAAUUAUAUUGACACCUUCUGGACCAACCCCCAGAUCAAAUUGUCUCUGACUGAGAAAGAUGAUGGGCAAGAAGAAUGCACUUUUAUUGUUGCCCUUAUGCAAAAGGACAGAAGGAAACUCAAGAAAUUUGGAGCCAAUUUGCUGACAAUUGGAUAUGCUAUUUACCAGAGCCCUGCUGAAAAUGAGCACCUCAACAAGGAUUUUUUCAGAUUUCAUAGUUCUCGGGCCAGGAGCAAAGAAUACAUUAACCUAAGAGAAGUCUCUAGCAGAUUCAAGCUGCCCCCUGGAGAAUAUAUCUUGAUUCCUUCGACUUUUGAUCCACACGAGGAAGCCAAUUUCUGCCUUCGAAUCUUUUCAGAGAAGAAGACUAAAUCCCAGGAUAUGGAUGAAAAAGUGGAUAUUGCCCUGCCAGAGCCAUCUAAAACAACUUCACCCAGCCAAGAAACCAAAGAAGAUAAAGUAUUCCAGUCACUGUUUGAACAGGUUUCAGGAGAGGACAUGGAAGUGACAGCAGAAGAAUUGAUGCACGUUUUGAAUACUGUGCUGCAAAAAGAAAAGAAUAUUAAAUUCAAGAAGCUAAGCCUCAUUUCCUGCAAAAACAUCAUUUCUCUAAUGGAUACCAAUGGCAGUGGAAAAAUGGAGUUCAAUGAAUUCAAAAUGUUCUGGAUCAAGCUGAAGCAGUGGAUAAAUAUCUUCCUUCGGUUUGAUGCUGACAAAUCUGGCACCAUGUCCUCCUACGAGCUGCGUUUAGCCUUGAAAGCUGCAGCUCUCACGCUGCCCGGGACUCAGGAGAUUGCAAUGCAGUUUGUGGUUCCUCUGGGCCUCGAAUUUUCACAUUAG
Gracilinanus agilis (Agile Gracile Mouse Opossum) is the source of this 1890-nucleotide messenger RNA. It is a transcript of the gene CAPN9, whose product is annotated as calpain 9. Gene Ontology annotation, molecular function: calcium ion binding; calcium-dependent cysteine-type endopeptidase activity. Gene Ontology annotation, biological process: proteolysis. Gene Ontology annotation, cellular component: cytoplasm. The coding region runs from base 1 to 1890 and encodes 629 amino acids. The transcript has 17 exons. The record is from RefSeq and is a predicted model, not a curated record. NCBI's taxonomy places the organism in Eukaryota, Metazoa, Chordata, Mammalia, Didelphimorphia, Didelphidae.